Messenger RNA from Manis pentadactyla (Chinese pangolin), 1820 nucleotides. RefSeq names its product zinc finger protein 394 (gene ZNF394). Gene Ontology annotation, molecular function: DNA-binding transcription factor activity, RNA polymerase II-specific; RNA polymerase II cis-regulatory region sequence-specific DNA binding. The coding region runs from base 178 to 1818 and encodes 546 amino acids. The transcript is spliced from 3 exons. Gene Ontology annotation, biological process: regulation of transcription by RNA polymerase II. The record is from RefSeq and is a predicted model, not a curated record. NCBI's taxonomy places the organism in Eukaryota, Metazoa, Chordata, Mammalia, Pholidota, Manidae.
GGUAGAAUAGCUGCGGGUGGGAGGAGUCUUGGAGGGGCCGAGCAGGGUGGGACACUCUUUAGCCCGAGACGGUUGUGAGCCGCUGUUCUGGAGAGGUCCGCGGCUUUUUGCAGGCUCGGCUGCUGUCUUCUCACCUGAAGGCAGAACUCCCGCUAAGUCAGUACGUGCUGGGGAAAGAUGAAUUCGACCUGGUCGGCAAGUCCAGCCAGUGAUGCUGAGGUCGGAGCCCGGAUGAUAGCUGCGAGCUCCAAGGUCGCUGGGCCGCCCCAGCGUGAUGGACUUUUGAUAGUGAAAGUGGAGGAAGAUUCACUCGGAGGUCGAGAGUGGGACCCGCCCAGACACAGUCAGGAUCCCGAAAUUUCUCGACAGCAUUUUAGGCGGUUCCGUUACCAGGAGGUGGCUGGCCCGGAAGAGGCGCUCAGCCGGCUCAGGGAACUUUGUCGUCGGUGGCUGAGGCCUGAGGUGCGCUCGAAGGAGCAGAUCCUGGACCUGUUGGUGCUGGAGCAAUUCCUGACCAUCCUGCCCCAGGAGCUGCAGGCCUGGGUGCGGAAACACUGCCCGGGCAGUGGGGAGGAGGCUGCCGCCGCGGUGAGCGCUCUUCAGAGAGCGCUUGGUGGGACCUCCCCGCAGGGGUUGGUGGGAGUCAAGGAUGUGGCGGUGUCUCUAACCUGGGAGGAAUGGGAACGUCUGGACCCUGCUCAGAGGGACUUCUGCAGGGAGAGCGCGCCAAAGGACUGUGGGAACGCAGUGUCACGGAGUUUGGAAACCAGAACUGAGAACAAAGAGUUCAUUACAAAGCAAGAAAUUUUAGAAGUAGAGCCAUGGGGGCAGCUACAAGAGGGGCCCCAAAGGAAGGCUCCCCUAUUUUCUGAGCAUGGUGAAGCCAGUGAGGACAGGGUAGAGAAGCAGCCAGGAAAGGUCUCACCGCUGAAACUUGAAGAUUCUCCUGAAGAGCAAGGACUCACCAGCAUCUCAGAUCCCAAGAAUGGUCCCACAAAAGAGGGAGCCUCCAAAAAUAAUGAACUUGAGGAUCGUGCCAGAGGUUCCAACCUUUGUCGGCAUUUCCAGAUAGCAGAGAGGCCCAUUAAUGGGAAUGGUUGCACUCAGGGUUCAGAAAUGGCAAAACAUCAAGUGGCGAAACCUCACAAAUUUGUUGACCGUGAGGAAAAUGUCCAUGGUUCAGUUCUGUUUGAGACCCAGAGGUGGUUCCGUGAAGAAAGGCCUUAUAAAUGUGAUAACUGUGAGAAGAGUUUCAAACAGCGUUCUGACCUUUCUAAACACCAGAGAACCCACACUGGGGAGAAGCCCUAUGAGUGCCAAGCGUGUGGGAAGAGCUUCAGUCAGAGUGCUGCUCUGAUUAAACACCAGAGGACACAUACAGGUGAAAAGCCAUAUACCUGCCCCAAAUGUGGGGAUAGCUUCGGACAGAGCUCACACCUCAAUCGGCACCAGAGAAUCCACAUAGGAGAGAAACACUAUAUAUGUAACAAAUGUGGGGAAACCUGCCAUAUUUCUAACCGUUUUAGACAUCAGAGAAUACAUAAAGGGGAGAAGUGCUAUACAUGUGAAGAAUGUGAGAAGAGCUUCAAAUGGUGCUCUGAUCUCUAUAAACACCAGAGAAUCCACACUGGGGAGAGGCCUUAUGGAUGUUCUGUCUGUGGGAAACGCUUCAGUCAGAGUGUAACCCUCACUAUCCACCAGAGGACUCACACUGGAGAAAAACCUUAUAAAUGUCAUGAAUGUGGAGAAAGCUUUAGACAAAGUCCACACCUUACCCGACACCAAAGAAUCCAUAGGAAUAAAGUCUCAUCAUUUUGACA